ACACAACGCGAGCGAAGAAGGGAAAGACAGGUGCAGAAGCCGAAGCCGAACUCUUUCCUACGUAGUUCUGCUGCUACUGGUAGUUUCCGAAGCAAAAUCCCAAACUCUGCUCCGCUGCGAUCGGAGAGUUUAAUGGCGUCAUCGUCGAGCAGCGGACUGACAUUCAAACUGCAUCCACUGGUGAUAGUGAAUAUAUCAGAUCACUACACUAGGGUUAAGUCUCAGAUGCACCCGCCCACAGCGGCCCACGCCAACAACAACAACGGCAACGGCGCUGAUGCAGCCACCUCGCCUCCGCCUCCUGCAUCAAGGGUAUACGGCUGCGUGAUAGGGGUGCAGAGGGGACGCACCGUCGAGAUCUUCAACAGCUUCGAGCUCCUCUACGAUCCCUCCACGCAUUCCCUUGACCGCUCCUUCCUCGAGAAGAAGCAAGAGCUCUAUAAGAAGGUUUUCCCCCACUUCUAUAUACUUGGGUGGUAUUCUACUGGCAGCGAUGCGCAGGAAUCUGAUAUGCAUAUUCAUAAAGCUUUGAUGGAUAUUAAUGAAAGUCCUGUUUAUGUUCUUCUCAAUCCUUCAAUAAAUCAUGCUCAAAAGGAUCUCCCAGUCACAAUUUUUGAAAGUGAGCUGCAUGUCAUAGAUGGGAUUCCACAGCUUAUUUUUGUUCGUUCAAGCUACACUAUUGAGACAGUUGAAGCAGAACGGAUUUCAGUUGAUCAUGUUGCACAUCUUAAACCGUCUGAUGGAGGUUCAGCAGCUACUCAAUUGGCUGCUCACCUUACGGGCAUACAUAGUGCCAUCAAGAUGCUGAAUAGUCGAAUCAGGGUACUUCAUCACUAUCUUCUUGCAAUGCAGAAAGGUGAUAUCCCUUGUGAGAAUUCAUUGCUAAGACAAGUAUCAAGUCUCCUAAGAAGAUUGCCAGCUAUUGAAUCAGAAAAAUUUCAAGAUGAUUUUUUGAUGGAAUACAAUGACACGUUGUUGAUCACUUACCUAGCCAUGUUCACCAACUGCUCAAGCACAAUGAAUGAACUAGUCGACAAGUUCAACACUGCAUACGACAGGCAUAGUCGAAGGGGUGGACGCACUGCUUUUAUGUGAAAGCCACUUGCUCCUCUCUGGCAGUCUUGUGGGACUUCUGUUUCUAUUUUGUGUGCAUAGCACAUAGUAAGCUUAAGAUUCAUAUUGGUAGGAGCUUAGGAUCUAGACAAAUCAGAAGAAGUAGAAAUAUAUGAGGAUUCUCUUCAUUUUUUCCAUGCCUUCUUUGGCUUUGCCUACCAUACCAAGUAUGGUCUUUGUGAAUCGGUGCUUUGGUGUUUGUAUUGGGUGCGAGCUUAUUCACAAGUCACAUCCCAUUUUUGGUAAUGAAUUUUAUUUAUUAUACACUA
Messenger RNA from Corylus avellana, 1382 nucleotides. RefSeq names its product COP9 signalosome subunit 6A (gene CSN6A). The record is from RefSeq and is a predicted model, not a curated record. Gene Ontology annotation, cellular component: COP9 signalosome. Gene Ontology annotation, molecular function: protein binding; metallopeptidase activity. Lineage: Eukaryota; Viridiplantae; Streptophyta; Magnoliopsida; Fagales; Betulaceae. Gene Ontology annotation, biological process: protein deneddylation.